AUGGGCAAACGAGGGCAAUGGUCGGACGAAGAGUGGCGAGCCUGGCGCUCGUCUGGUGGAUCCACAGCUCACAAUGGGUGGAGUCGCCAGGGUGGCAAGAACAAGGGGAAACAAUCCCCGAAGGGAUCCGACGAGCCACGUCGGCCUAUGGCGGACUCCCGCCGAGAUCUCUUCCCCUCCUUCGAGACGAUGACUGCCGAGGUCCCGGGCCCCAGCUCGCGGGUGGCACAGCGGACCAAGACGGACAUGGACAUCGACGAGGAGGCCCCGACCAAUGGCAUGGUGGUCAAAGGAGUGCAGAAGCUACUCAACGGCCUCAGAAAGGCAGAAGGCAAGGCUCGCCGACUCGACGAGGAGAGCGAGGAGUUGCAGCAGAAGUGGGUCAACUACAAACAAAAGCUGCAGGACACCUACGUGAAGGAGAGGGCCAAGUACCAAGAGAAGCUCCAGAAGAUCAGGACCGACCUGGAGGAAGCCGAGAAGGCUCAGGAAGAUGCCCUGCUGGAGCUGCAGACGGCCUUCGCGGAGCCACAGUCCUUGAACCGGCCAAAGCCAGCACCCAUGCCACCUGCGGAUCCCGAGGCCCUGGCCGAGCUAGACGAGCUCCUAAAGUCGCCCGAGAAGAGGCCCCGUCAUGGACUCGCGGAUGUGAUUGCUGGAGCGAUCCAGUCCGGUGGUGGCGACAGAGCGAAGUUGUGGAACCAGCUGCUGGGGGCAAUAGGAGAGCACCGCAAAGGGCCUAGCACUCCCCCCCGUCGAUCCAAGCCCGUGGAACCGUCCACGCCUCUGGAUGCUACGAAGACCGCCAAGAAAGAGGCAGCAAUGGAUGCAGCCCCACCUUCGUACAGUGUGGCAGCGGAGACAUCGAACAAGGAGAACCCCUAUGUGUCUUCGCCAUCCAGGCCCAGCGAGCUCCCGAAGCCGGAAGCGACAAUACGGACUCGAUCGCGCACUUCUACUCGGAUCCCGAUCAAGCAGAUUGGGAGACAGCCGGCCAAACCAGUGGUCGCUGGCACCGGGCUGGCGGAGAAACUCGAGGCCAGACGAGAAGCGGAGCUGGCGGGAGAGCUGGACAUCUCCUCAGACGAGGACGACAUGGUCGGUGGCUUGGGAGCAGCCCCACGUCACGAGGCUGGGCUUCCAGAGGAGUAUAGUAGGCCCGCUCGACAGGAAAAGGGCCCUGGAAUGGAGGAUGGGCGGCUUGGCAUUGACCAAGCCCAGCUUUCCCUCGAUUAUGAGUACUCAGGACCGGUCAAGACGAUAUCGCUCCUGGCGGCCCUGAGGUCCCUGAAGUACCAGCUCCUCCUCUACCUGGCAGCGGGUUUCCUGAGCUACCAGGUGAGAAGGAUGACUGAGAGCACUCCAAUAUGGGACACAUCCUGGCGCUACUAUGAUGUCUUCGAUGUUGGGGGCAUCUUCCUUCAGGCACUCCUCCUGUGGUGUGGAACACAGAUGCAGCGUCUUUCAACAGUGGCUGCUGGCUGGUGUGCCGGUCUCUAUAUGAUCCAGUUUGUUUCCCUCCUCUCCGUGUUAACCUUGGGCAUGAGAGGACGGCGCCCUCUACAUCGUCGAGUGAGGACGCUUGCUUUGGGAGGACAACCGAGGCUGGUACUAGCUUUCUGUGUCCUCACGACGGCCCGGGCUGUGCGGACUACACAAGCUGCUCCGAGUUGCGGUUCAGGCACAAUAGACACUGCAACUAUCUGGAUCGGCCCACCACCGCCCCGGCAAACAGAUAUAGAACUUUGGAUGUCCGGGCAGCUGACAGCCCGUGAGCAACUUGCGAAGGCAGAGCAAAACAUGGUCCUCACCAGGCCGCUCCAACACUCUGAAGGUGAAGCACCUCCCCCAACCUACCACAUCCCGGCUGAGACGGUGCACCAUGUCGAGCACACCAUUGCCGAGGAUGAGAUAAGGGCGGUACACAUAUCUGCCUGGCUGGCGUCGCCCUUCUACGAGGUUGAAGCGAUUGACCUGGGAAUGUCUUUUCCUUUGUCAAUACGAAGGCUGUGCGAUGCCAUCAAAGAUACCAGCACCCACAUGCCAGAAUGGGCAGAAACGGUGAUCCCCACGACGCCUCAGAUCGCCCAGCUACACGGGAGUUUCGUUGCCAUCCCAUCGUGGAUCCCGGCGGUGGGGAAACAUGUCCUAGUCAUGGACAACAGAAUGAUAGGAGGAGAAAUUUUUCCCUUCUACCACGAGGGGCCGGUCACGAAGGCAUCCAUGCUCGCACAGGUGCCGGAGGAUGACGAGCCCCAUGUGGACAUCUAUGUCUUCGGCGAGCGGACCAUAUUAGAAACUGGCACCCGGCAACCCAUCCAAGGAGGAGUUGUGCAGGCGGUGUACAAAGACCAGCCCUGUCAUUGGGAGGGACCUCUCGAGGCAAGGCUCACAGACCCGACUCUCUGGAACCCGCGUCUUGGGCUUCCAGGGGACAACCAGGACCCCUAUGUGGUAUACCAGGGUCCGGAGAGCCAACUGGUGUACUACGACAUCCCUGGGGCCGACAUGCACAGAGAGGCCCUCGCCGAGCAGCUGAUGGGCUUCCGGCAAGGGCACUGCUGGAUUGCUCAGCCUAGGCCGCCAAUCGCUUCGCUCACCCACGCCGGACGUUGCCUACAAACACAGAUCGCUGUCAACCCGGGCCCUGCCAGCACUCAGCAAGAUGACCCUGAGGCUACGGUCCUCUUUCUCGACCUCCGCGGAUUGGGCUUCUUCCCACAGUGGGUUGACGGGUGGACUGUCAUUGUCGAAGGUGGCGAAUUGACCGGAGACCCCGAAAUCCGCAAGGUCGCCCACUGCGAAGUCCUGAACUUUUUCCUCAAGGAGGAGGCGGAGCUCACACCUUCCCCGCAUCGGUCCUCAACUUCACCGGCGGAUGGAGACUCGACUGACGAGGACCAUGACAUGGAUGGGGAUGAGAGCUCUACCCCCAGAGAUGCCCUCCCGGACUCCAGCGACCUCACUACACCGUCCCCUGAUCUGGCAAACCGGUCGGGUCCACCACCACCCCAACCGGUCAACCGCAGCCGUUCCCCGAGGAGAAGAGCUGCAGAAUCGACAGGGCAGCCCCUUCGGACUGCUGGGGCUGGAGAAAGAAGUGGCCAGCCAGAUGGCGCCGAUGCCGAGGGAACGGAUAUACCACGGCUCAACCUCGCCGACCUCGUCAACCCGCCCAGUUAUGACCUCAUGGCCCACCAGGUACCGCUCCCGGACGUCACUGCACAGAUCGGGGAGAUCCUCAUGCCAUGGCCGCCCCUCUGGGCAGUUUAUGACCUGAAGGAAGAGACAGCCAGGGCGGUGAACGAGUUAUCACCCUGGACGGCUCUCCUGCCCCAGCUCCCCGAGGCAAAAGACGCUGCCCUCCAUCUCUACACAGACGUAUCGGCGGGCAGCUCACAGAAGAAGCUCGGCUUCGGAGUGGCGAUCCUACUUCAGGUUGGUGCUUGUUGUGCGCUAAUCGGUCUACUUGGGGGCAGCCUCCAUGACCCACAGGGGCCGCACUGGCCCACGGAAGGCCCUGGCGCCCUUCGAGCAGAGCAAGUAGCUCUAGCAGUGGCAGUCCUAUGGAGUUUGCAAUUCAAUGUAGUUCUCCCGGGGCUCAGGUACCACUGCCAUUUUGAUUGUUAUGCUGCGGGAUGGGCGGCGACAGGCGAUUGGAGUCCUACCGACCCUUUCGCUGAAAGAGUCCACCUCCUUGAGUUGGUAGCCCGGCACUACAUCCCGGAAGGCAUACACCUGACCCACGUCCCAGCACACACCGGGGAGGCCUGGAACGAGCUGGCGGAUGUGAUCGCAAAGCAGGGAGCAAACAAUUGCUGUCAUGCCGCCCCCCCUUCUGCAGCAGCAUGCCAGGCCUUCCUUGAGGCUGACCUGAGCUGGACUGCGGCGACCCUCCAUGCCCAUCGUCACCGCAGCUUACCGAUCUCUGCAGGUGCUUUGGUGUGGAGUCCCACUUGGGAGGAGACCAAUACGGCCCCGCUUCGACCGGAACAGGUUCUCCCAGUGAUAUCUGAGGAAUGGGGACAUGCUGCUGAUCCUGCCAGGUUCUCCAUCAAGGUUCUCUCCCUGAAUGCACAAGGCAUGCAGCAAAAGCACCCCUUCUACGAGCAGCAACUGGACGAGCUCCAGUGCAACAUUUGCAUGCUGCAGGAAGUCAAGCAACCCGCAUCCUGCUGCAGAUCCAAGCGCUAUAUCAGGCUCACUACUGAGGGCUUGCGGCAUUGGGGUGUUAGCAUCUGGGUCAGCCGGACCAGAGGUGUCAUGACCCUUGACGGCAAGCCUCUGGUGGCAGGCACAACGGACGUGCAGGUCAAGGUCGAGACGGAGCGGCUACUUGUCAUCGAGAUUGCGGUCGCAGAUGGAAGUAUUGCCCUGGUCUCUGCCCAUUGCCCACACUCGGCAAGGAAGGAGGAGGCAGAGGGCUUUUUACAAGAGCUUGAACGGCAGCUAUCGCAACUUCGCCAUGCACAACUGAUUAUAGUUGGUGCGGACUUAAACUGCCGCCUACCGCCCGACCGGACUACCGUCACAGGGGGGCUGCGCUACGGAGAGCCGGACGACCUUGGGGAGCGGAUCACCAGGGUCUGUGAGACCGUGGGUCUAUGGGCCCCCUCAACGUUCAGGGAGCUGCACCAGGGUGAUAGCUAUACGUACCGCCACCCAGGCGGUGGCGCCCAUCGAUUAGACUACAUCCUGCUGGGAGGACGGACUGAGCCAACCAGACUGAGGAGCGAGGUCGGCUAUCAGUUCGACACCCUCAACCCGAAUGAGGACCACCACCCAGUUCUGGUCCAGCUUGAUGGCGAGUGGAAGCGCGGUGGUCGACGACGACUCAGGCGUGCGAGGUAUGACAGAGAAAAGAUGGCCACGAGCGAGGGCCGAAAACUCAUUGCUGAAAGCAUGCGUCUGUAUGCCCCGCCCGAGUGGAAUGUCCACCCUGACCUGCACUACCAGCACCUUUUGGAUCACAUCCAUGCCAUGCUGGAGCAGCACUUCGCGAAGCCCGGCGACGCCCCUCGAGCCUCCUUCGUGCCCUCGUGGAUAUGGGAGAAAAGAGCAGCCAAGCUACGAUUCAAGGCUGGAUCUUUGAGUGGCUUGCACACAAACAUCAUGUAUCAUCAUGUCCUCUACGGCAUCUACUCUGCAGCGGUCAAGGUUGUCACCUACCGGGCCAAGCGGGCCAUCCGCGAAGGCAAAAGUGCCUUUCUACGAGAUGUUGCCCAUGGAUACUCGCCCCCUACAGGGGCCAAUCACUUCCUCUCCAAUGUCAAGAAGGCCGGUUUGGGCAAGUCCUCACGGACUACCACCCAGCGACAACUACCUGCCCUCCUCGAUGCCCAGGGAAGGCCUGCUGCAACGAGGGAAGAUCAUGAUGCCAUUUGGCUACAACACUUUGGUGACCAAGAAUGGGGGACAAUCGUCGAGCUCCCAGCCCUUCUGCGCCGGCCACACCCGCCCAUUGUGGCCGAUGAAGGUCUACAUUGGACACUCGAUUGCCUGCCUUCUGUCUUGGAACUGGAAGAGGUGUACAGGGCCGCACCGCGGCACAAAGCGGCCGGCCCCGAUUCAGUUCCGGGGGAACUGAUCAGAGCUGCCCCGGCAGCAAUGGCUGUCGCGACUCACGCUUUGAUGGCCGAAGCAGCGAUGAGGUUACAUCAACCUUUCCAUUGGCGAGGAGGAUACCUCUUCGAAUGCUACAAGAGGCAAGGCGACACACACUCCGCAGAGUCAUAUAGGUCUUUAUUCGUGUCCAACAUCUUCGGCAAGUGCAUGCACAAGGUCUACAAGAAGAAGAUCGGACCCAUUGUUGCAUCGGCUGUUCACCCGAUGCACCUUGGCUCCAAACGUGGAGCUCCGGUGACAUUCGCUGCGAUGCAGAUCAUGGCCCACAUGCGACUGCAUAUGGCGAGGAGGCGAUCGACGGCCACGCUGUUUCUUGACUCGAAGCAAGCCUACUACCGAGUAUGUAGGGAAAUAUGCAUGGGCAAGAUCACGGACGAUAUCGCCAUUGCGAAGCUGUUUGCCCACUUUGGCCUCCCAGUCGAGGACUACCAUACCCUGCAUGCCGAGAUCGAAACCGGGGGCGUGCUGGCGGACUGUGGCGUUCCCCCGGCUGUCAGGCAUGUUAUCAAGGAUUUGCAUAAUGUGGCCUGGUUCUCGACACAGCAUGGAGAUGGAAGACGGGUCUGUGUCACCCGGGCUGGCUCACGUCCGGGCGAAAGUUUCGCCGACGUGGUAUUCGGCUUCAUUUACGAGCGGAUACUACAACAGGUAUCAGAGGUGGCGAAUGCCGAGGGCUUGCUGGAGAGCCACCCGUACGACGAGGAGAUCGGGCCCUUUGGCAGCGGAGCCAACGGCUACGACGUCCUCGUGCAAGACAGCACUUGGGCAGACGACAGUGCCUGGCCAGUGUCCGACGGGGACCCACUACUCCUCCUCCGCAAGGCAUCACGCCUCUCCUCUUUGGUGAUAUCACACCUUCAGGGCAUGGGGAUGCAGCCCAACAUGAAGAGGGGCAAGACCUCUCUCCUCAUCCACUUGGUAGGUCGAGGAGUCAGGGCGGCGAGAGCUCGCUUUUUCCCGAAUGGGGAAUCCAGGCUCUACCUUGCCGACUUGGACGUGCACGUGGAGGUGGUCCCAUCUUAUGUUCACCUGGGAGGAGCCAUAGAGCACCAUGGUUGCCCCGCUCUGGAGGCCAGAAGGCGACUAGCGAUAGCUGGGGCGGCCUACGAGGAUGGUCGGCGAAUCCUGCUUGGCAACAGGACCAUCGACCUGCCAGCGAGAGCCCGUACCUUCGAAGCUGCUGUACGCCCCACUUUCUUCAACAUCGCCCUGUGGCUGCCCACUGGACCUGCCUGGGCUAAAAUCGAGACUGGCUACACCAGUCUGCUGAGACGGAUGUUGGCUCCCUCCUUCAAGGAUAAGGAACUUUUCCGAAUUCCGGACCCUCUCAUACAUCUGCUGGUCGACAGCCCGCCGCUCUACCAGUACGCGAGGAAAUCCAGGUUGAGUUUCCUGCUGUCACUGGCGAAUCACGGCCCGCCUUGCCUGUGGGCUGUUCUUCAAGCUGAAGGCCAAUGGUGUGCUCAGAUAUGUGCGGACCUACAGUGGCUGGUCGAUACCGACCGUUCGGAGUGGCCGGCAGUACAUGGAGCUGCUUGGCCAGAGUGGUGGAGGCAACUACGUCAGUCGCCAGGGCGUUUCAAACGCCGGCUAACGAAAAAAGCCCAUGAGGACUUUGCGCAGGAGAAGCGAACCUACGGUUGGCAGUUGGGACUGUGGUCCAUGUACUGCCAGGCCAUGCGCACCCUACGCAAGGAAGCCCCUGGAGAUGCCAAAUGGGCAUGUCGAAGAUGCAGGCGCCUUUUCCCCACCAGAGCAGGGCUAAGUGUCCACCUGUUCAAAAGCCACGGCAGAACCGCGGCAUAUAGAGCCUGUGUCGAAGGAACGUGCUGCAAAGGUUGUGGCAGGGAGUAUUGGUCCACCAACAAGCUCGCGGUCCACUUACGUGACCAUCCCCGCUGUGUGCGGAGCAUGCUCCAACAUGGACAUCGGGCUUCCUCCAUCUUGCCGGGACUCAGAAGCCGCGGUUGGCGAGCCCGGGAGCAGGACCAAUACACCCCGGCAGUCUCACAGCAAAGCGGCCCUCGUCUGGAAGACCGAUAUGGAGGCGCACAGGGAGAUGAGUGCGAGAGGGCCCAGCGCGAGUUAGAGGAGCUACUUCUUGACGCUCCAGCGCGGAGACGGAGUAUCCUCGAGCAGGCCUUCCCGGAGUGUGUUCUCGACGCCUACCCGUUGUACCCCGAGGAGAUCCAGCAUGUCAUCGGGGAGGCGGUUCAUGACCUACCACUGGCAUGGAGGGCGGAGACCGAGCUCUUCGAUAUGACGGAGGAGCUCAAACACGUGAUGACUGAGUUGCUCGAGGGCUACCUGACGAUCCCGGGUGAUGCUAAGGGAUGUGUCAAGGACGAUGGCAACAAGCUCGUCCCCUCCGGAUUCCGGGCGAAAGUCGAUGCCAUCGACUGGGGCGAAGUCCUACGUGAUCUGAGAGUGCUCCACGUGACCCCGUCGCAGCCUGUAUAUAUUUGCCUGACUGUCUGGGAAGCUGCACAGACGAUAGGCGCUGAAUACAAGCUGUAUGGUGCAGCCGUGGAUGAGCUCACAGCUAUUUUUGUGCCGUCGCAGAUCCAGGAAGCAUGGCAGCGAACACUCGCUGGGGAGGCAGUACAGGUCAUAGCUCCUCCUGCUUUCUGGGCCACGGCCUUUGCCCGGCCUUUCUUGAUGAUUGGCCUGUGUCCCUGCAUUUAA
Symbiodinium sp. CCMP2592 is the source of this 8310-nucleotide messenger RNA. Lineage: Eukaryota; Dinophyceae; Suessiales; Symbiodiniaceae. The record is from the annotation of a GenBank genome assembly.